GCCAACUGUGGCAGGAAUACAGAGCAGACCUCAGCUGUUGAACAAGUCUGGACCAGUACCAUUUGGCAGAUCUCUCCAAAUUUUUUUUUUCCAGGACGACUGCCCUCCCUGUUGCCUCUGCUUGAUCAUACACAUUCUUUAAGGAGCAAUGCAUCCACAGCGUCCUCUUCCCCAAGCCAUGCCCUCUUCCUCUCUGGGGCAGCAGCUGCGGGACAUGGUCACAGGUCUGGGAAGAGGCAAGAAUUUCCUGGGUGGAAACUUUGCCUACGGUAUCAUCCAGUCAGUCAAGGAGUGCCUUUAUUUCCUCCUCUGCUGCUGGUGCAUCAAAGAGAUCCUAGACUGACGAGACUGCGAGAGAGUAGAUGACGUGGUGAAACAUUGAUUUUCCCUGUGUUUUCCUGCGUUGGCUUUCAUAGAGUCAUUUCAGCCAGUUUUUAUUUAAUCCGGAAUGGAGCAUUUGAUCAGCGUUGCUAGCAUGGCUUUGGCAAGAAUUAAUCUCAUAUGAGAACAACCUACAAUUUUAGAGAAAAGGGUAUAUGAUGUUCCUUUUGGAUUUUCAGGACACACACUUGUAUGUUUCCAGAUGCUACAAAUGUUCAUUCCUGAAGUCACAUUCAUUUAAAUGCUGCUGAUCAGACCUCUUGACGACCAUCACUCCUCAUGUUCCUGUACCAGGCGAAAACUGGUGUGGCAAUCAAUAAAACGACUAACCAAUAGAAAAAGUA
Solea senegalensis (Senegalese sole) is the source of this 725-nucleotide messenger RNA. RefSeq names its product lens epithelial protein. The record is from RefSeq and is a predicted model, not a curated record. NCBI's taxonomy places the organism in Eukaryota, Metazoa, Chordata, Actinopteri, Pleuronectiformes, Soleidae. The transcript is spliced from 2 exons. Gene Ontology annotation, biological process: multicellular organism development. The coding region runs from base 149 to 343 and encodes 64 amino acids.